Messenger RNA from Canariomyces notabilis, 1461 nucleotides. RefSeq names its product kynureninase. NCBI's taxonomy places the organism in Eukaryota, Fungi, Ascomycota, Sordariomycetes, Sordariales, Chaetomiaceae. Gene Ontology annotation, molecular function: pyridoxal phosphate binding; kynureninase activity. Gene Ontology annotation, cellular component: cytoplasm. The record is from RefSeq and is a predicted model, not a curated record. Gene Ontology annotation, biological process: NAD+ biosynthetic process. Bases 1 to 1461 code for a protein of 486 amino acids. The transcript is spliced from 3 exons.
AUGAGCUCUGCUUCCAUCGUUGCCGACGUGAAACAACGAGCGAGGGAGUUGGAUCGGGACGACCCGCUCGCCUUCACUCGCAACGAGUUCUACAUCCCAACACGUUCCCAGAUAGCCAGUACCCGCUUGGCCGACUCAGACUCCAUAGCGGCAGAGUCUGAGGAUACUAGUGCAAGGAAAUGUGUUUAUCUAUGUGGAAACUCUCUGGGACUCCAGCCUAAGAGGACCAGCACACGCUUGAACCAAUAUCUUGCAACAUGGGCCACACAGGGAGUACAGGGGCACUUCAAGCCCGUCGAAGAAUCACCCCUCCCGACCUGGCUUGAUGCCGAUGCGCGGGCAGCCCAGCUCAUUGCCCCCAUCGUGGGCGCUUUCGAGUCCGAGGUUGCCGUCAUGCAGACGCUGACGGCCAACCUCCAUCUCCUGAUGUCUGCCUUUUACCACCCAGACAUCAACGGCAGACACAAAAUCAUCCUUGAAAGCAAAGCGUUUCCCAGCGACCAUUUUGCCGUGGAAACCCAACUCCGCCACCACGGCCUCGACCCAGCCACCUCUAUGGUGACCAUCGAGUCGCAAACCUCCAAGGACAACGUCUUCACUACCGAAGAGAUACUCUCAGUCAUCGCAGCCCACGCCGACACCACGGCCCUGCUUCUCCUCCCGGGGAUCCAGUACUACACGGGCCAGCUGCUCGACGUGGCGCGGAUCACUUCCUUUGCGCGGGAGCGGGGCAUCUUUGUGGUAUGGGACCUGGCGCACGCCGUGGGCAACGUGCCGUUGGCGCUGCACGACUGGGACGUGGACGCGGCCGCUUGGUGCAGCUACAAGUACCUCAACGGCGGGCCGGGGUGCAUUGGCGGCAUGUUUGUGCACGACCGCAACAGCGCCGUCACCCGCCUCAUCUCGGACGAGAAGCCCGAGGAAGGCUACACCAACCGCCUCGCCGGCUGGUGGGGCAACGACAAGGGCUCCCGCUUUGUCAUGGCCAACCGGUUCCACCCCGUCCAGGGUGCCGCCGGGUUUCAGCUGAGUAACCCGAGCAUUCUGGACAUUACCAGCCUGUGCGCGUCGCUCGAGGUGUUUGAGCUGGCUGGCGGAAUGGCGAGAUUGAGGGACAAGUCAGUCAGGCUGACGGGGUUCUUGGAGGAGUUGUUGGUUAAGGACUACGGGGAUGGCGGCAUCAUCGGGGAGGAGGAGAGGCGAUUGUUUAGGGUCAUUACGCCUAGUGAUCCGGACCAGAGGGGCGCCCAGUUGAGCUUGCUGCUUGACGAGGGGCUGCUGGAGACGGUGAUGAGGGAGCUGGAGAGGAGGGCGGUUAUUGUGGACGAGCGGAAGCCGAAUGUUAUUCGGGUUGCCCCAGCGCCGUUGUACAAUACGUUUGAAGAGUGCGUCGAAUUUGUCGAGGCGUUCAAGGAGGCGCUCGCGACGGCAUGGAAGAUGAAAUGCCGGACAGCGGACUAG